Molecule: messenger RNA, 2801 nt
Organism: Fonticula alba
Lineage: Eukaryota; Rotosphaerida; Fonticulaceae
Exons: 10
Source: RefSeq, a predicted model, not a curated record
CCAUGGUGCUGAUCCAUGUCCACUCGCCCGGGGUCAUGGACUCGCCGGCCGCAUCGGGCCGCGGCCUCGGCCAUGCCCUCGCCGGGGUGCCCCUCGAGCAGGGACAGCCCGUGCACCUGGACAACGCCCAGGCCGGCCUCAUUGCCCACCUGGUCGACCACACCGGGGCCGCGGUCCGCCGGGGCAUCAUCACCACGGCGGACUUGGCCACGCGCCAGGUGCUCGUGUCGUUCCUCGGCCCGGGCGGCGUGGCCGACCCGCCGGUGCUGACCGUGGCCCGGGCCCGGCGCCCGGCCGACACGCUGGCCUUCCUCCAGCCGGACAUCGACCCUGCCUGCACCCCGGGCCGGCUGCUCGUCUCGCAGGACACCUUUGCCCGGGUGGCCGCCGACCUGGACAUCCGCCCGCCGGGCCCGGUGUACCUGGCCCAGGACCGGCACUUUGUGCUGCUCCGCCCGGACACCGGCUGCACGUCGCCCACACGGGCGCGCCUGCACCCGGCCGAUGCCGCGGCCCUGGCCCCGGGGGGCGGCCCGCCGCCGGUGCUCGUGCCGCUGGCCGCGCUCCAGCCCCUGGCCGCGGCCCGGCUCCGGGUCCUGCCCCCGGCCGCCGACGCCUGCCCGGCCGCCAUCGCCGGGGCCUUUCGCGCCCGGUACGCCGGCUGCCCGCUCAUGCUCCACGAGACAUACCCCCUCGACGAGGACACCCACAUGGUCGUGGAGGACCUCGAGUGGACCGGCGACCUGGCCGGCGGCCCGGUGGGCACCCUCCACGCCGGCACCCACGUCGAGGUGCUGGUCGGCCCGGCGCGCUCCCGGGCCCCGGCCGACACCGUGCCGCAGCUGUACCUGCAGCCGGCCGGCCCGGAUGCGCCGCUGGCCCUGCGCGUGGACCUCCUGGCCGGCCCGCCGGGCCCUUCGCCGCCGCCGCCGCCGCCGGCCGCCUCCACGCUGGCCGGGCGCAUGCUCAUCGCCCCGGACACCUACCGCCUCGUUCGCCUGGUGGCCGAGCCCCGCCCGGAGGCCGAUGUCUUCCUGCGCGCCGGCGACUGGUACUCGCUGCUGUGUCCCGACGAGAACCCCCGGUCCACCCUGCCGCCGGGGUGGGUGCGCCUGGCGGAGGCCGACGCCCCGGGGCUCCUGCCCGCCGGCCGGUCCUGGGCCCGCGUGCAGCUGACCGGCCCGCCGCCGGUGGCCCUAUCGGCCGAGGUGGCCGUCUCGCUGCCGGACGACCCGGCCCCCGGGCUGGCCUGCGGCGGGAUUCGCCACAAGGAGCUGCGCGAGCACUUCCUGCGCCAGCUCCGCCGGCCGGUGUUCUAUGUCGGCCAGGACAUGGACGUCAAGAUCCGCGGCCGGCGAGUGACCUUCCGCCUGACGGCCAUGGCCGACCGGACCUUCCGCGGCCUGGUGGCCGGGCGCAUUGUGGCCAGCGCGGUGCCCGACGCCCCGGGCACGCUGCUGGCCUUCCAUCCGGCCGACGGCCCGGCCGAUGGCCCGGCCCUGGCCCCGGCCUCCCCGGCCUCGGUGCUGGUCCAGGCCCCGGGCGUGCCAGCCGGCUGCCGGCUCCUCUUCGACACGACCCCCUGCUCGGACCGGUGCCCGCGCGGCAUCGGCCUCCUGGCGCCGGGGACAUACCGGCGCCUGCUGGCCCGGCUGGAUGUCCCGCCCCGCCACCGGCACUACGUCCGCUUCGGCAAUCGCAUCCUCCUGCUCCUCCCGGACGACCACCCCACCAGCGACCUGCUGCCCGGACAGAUGCGCGUCAACCUGGAGGACUUCCCCCACCCGAUGGCCCAGAGCGGCAUGCCGCUCGAGUGGCUGGACUUCCGGGAGGAGGUGGGCUUCGCCAAGAUCCUGGUCGGCUUCCACGCGGCCCGGCGCCACACCCGGGUCACCAAUGACAAGCUCCGGCACAUCCUCCUCACGCGCUUUGCCCAGGGCGAGCCCCACCGGACCAAUGUCAAGUACUACAUCGACACCGACGAGGGGACGUGGAUGUUCUUCGCCAAGUUCCAAGUGUCGGCCGAGAACCUGGCCGUCCGCACGGGCCUCUUCGCGCCGGACCGCACGCGCUUCUACUUCGAGUCGGCCCAGUCGACCCUCACCAUCGCCGACAACCCCCGGACCCUGGUGCUGACCGGGCGCAAGCGCUCCGGCAUCACCCUCAGCAUGGACGUGGUCUUCACCAACAUGCCCUCGGUCCUGUACAGCGGCAUGCGCCUGCCGGCCGGCCUGGCCCGCCACCUGAGCGGCUUCGACCAGUUCGACAGCCGCGAGUAUGUCUUCUUCCGCUGCGGCGUCAAAUUCUUCCUCGUCCGCCUCUCGGAUGUCCACGACGAUGGCAACCACAUCCAGGUGAGCCAGCACUUCGUGGAGUUCCUCUUCCAGAACAACUGCAGCUUCGCCCGCAUGGAGUCCGUCAUCCAGCCGCCGGUGGUGCGCGUGGCCCGGGUCCGCGUCACCCCGGUGGACGGCCUGCUCGAGGCGUGCCCCCUGCCGCAGGAGGCCCUGGUCCGCGCCUUCCAGGGGCUCUUCCCCGACCAGACGGUCGUCCAGUAUGAGAAGCGCGAAUUUUCCCACCGCGGCCGGCGCCUGCUCUUCACCGUGGAGCACCUCGUCAGCAACACCGACGCCGAGAUUUCCUGCGGCGUGUUCAACCCCUUCUCCUCGCAGUUCCUCUUCCGGUCGCAGGACCCGCUGGUGGCCAUCACCGGCGGGUGACACCGCUUCCGGCCCGGCCACCCCCGGCGGAGAGAGCCGCACGAUCGCGCGGCAUCCGGCCGGGCCGCCCCCCCCCCCCCC